Messenger RNA from Toxorhynchites rutilus septentrionalis, 6026 nucleotides. It is a transcript of the gene Pgant5, whose product is annotated as polypeptide N-acetylgalactosaminyltransferase 5. Gene Ontology annotation, cellular component: Golgi apparatus. The transcript is spliced from 11 exons. The coding region runs from base 1818 to 3746 and encodes 642 amino acids. NCBI's taxonomy places the organism in Eukaryota, Metazoa, Arthropoda, Insecta, Diptera, Culicidae. The record is from RefSeq and is a predicted model, not a curated record.
UGCUCACAUAAAUAGUGAACGUGCAAGCGUGCGGAGGCAUAUCGGUGUUUCGCUCCGGGACUGUCAGAACGGACUUCCAUUGGAUAUUUGUGGAAAAUAGUCUGCUCCAGCUGGUGACGGAUGUCGUGGUGGAACACAAGGUGUGCAUGCAAUUAGUUUAAAGAGAGUUAUGCGUCCGAUUAUGUUGCACUAUGUAUCGUCGAUGCAUAUUACGGAGCUGAUAAUGCAUUUACACCUUAUCAAGAAAAGCCAUCGCUAAGCGAUGAGACCAAUUUGCGUGUGUGUGCGCGAGCGAAUGUUGUGAAGCAAUUGUUUUUCUGGUUUAUUAGAAUAUCGAUAGUGCGUGCUCUUCAAAAAUUGGAACCGCGUUACUAUUCGGUUACGGUUACAAUAUAAUUUCCGACGUAACUGAAUGUUUUCGAAGUCAUCUUGCGUAGAUGAUAAUUAUAUAGCAGUCCGGGUUGAGAAAUUCCUGAAUUGAAUUCCUGUUGGAAGUUUACUUGUGCGAAGGUAAACGUGAAUACGUGUACCAAGAGUGAACGUGGAGCGCUUCGGAAAAAUGGUGUGUGUAUCAAAUUUUGGGAAUAAAUAAUACCACCGUGGUGCUGGAAUAAUGACCCUGUUAUUGAUGGUUAAAAUUGCUGACUGUCCAUCCUGCUGCAUGUGAAUCGAUGUUUAUUUUACACCCCAGUGUAACAUUGGAAACAUACAACUGGUCGCUGGCCUAGGAGAAGAGUCGAAACUGAGUGCUAAUUGGAAAAUAAAUAAAGCCAGUGAAGUGGAAUAAUUCUUAUAAGAAAGCAAAAAUAUAAUUCGAUCCACGCCAACGGAGCUGUGAGAUAGUGUUGAGGAAACGAGAGGUGUCGACGUCACAAUCGGACCGGUUAUUCUUCGCUCUGGUCUCUGACGCUCUAACUCUUGGAGUGGACGUUUAUUGUUGCUUCUCGGCAAACGCGAUCCUAGAAAUCCCGUCAGCAACACCCCGCGGCAGUCAUCUUGUUAUGAAUCUCUAUCGCCUUGUGCUACCGAAGGAAGCUGCGUGCGCAAGGAAACUCGACGGGAAGCUGUUUGCAACCGCUUGAUCGACUUGAAUCGAUGGAUGGGUAAUCCCCAUUGCAGCGUGUGUUUACUGAUCGCGUUCAAAAUCUUGCUCAUUGCUCACAGUGCUGGGGAUAAGGUGUUUGGAACGGUGCCAAAUGUGUCGUAGCAUCGAAAAUGAGCAACCGAGCAAACUCUCGCGUAUGAUAUGUUUAUUUCGUUAGGUACUGCUCCGCGAGUUUAGCGUUUAUGGGUUUUCCUGUUAUGUUACCCUAGCAUUUAGUGAACUGCAGUGGCGUUUGUUUUAUAUUUUUUCUUACUCUUUUCUCCAUCAAAACGUUAUUGCUGAGCUUGGCGUGAAUAAUUUAUGGAAACAAAAUAUUUAUUUUUUGCCGGAGUUGCAAACAGUUGAGACGGGCGCAAAAAAUCCUUCUCUGUUGUUGAUGUUUUUCGUUGUCAGUUCGUGGAGCAGAGAAGGCUAGCAGCAACGCGCGUCAAUCUGGGGCCAGUGUGAGAGUGCGCGAGUAUGUCUGUGCGAGUGGAAAAAAAUGUUGUGAUGUUUUAAUGAAAUUCAAUUCCUAUCCAUCGCUUGCGUCCGGAAACGUUCCGGCUAACAGGUAACGGUGGCUAUCGCCUCAGACAGAGCAUAGUGCAGUGAGUGCCGCUGCCGCUGCAGGGCGGAAGUGAAACGAGACGAAAAUCCAAACCACACUCCAUUCGCCCCCUCAAGCUAGUUAAUAGUUAUAACUCAAUUAGUCAGCCGUGGCGUUGGGCGGAAUAUGACAAACAUCAACUAUUCGAGAAUGUUUCGAGGCAAAAUUCGCACCAACACAUGUCGGAUCGUGCUGCUCACAUCGCUGGUGUGGCUGCUGAUCGAUGUAGUGCUGAUAAUGAACUACGCCGACUGUCUUGGCGGUUCCAACUGGCUCUGCAAACGGCCCGGCGAGUACGAUGUUGAGCUUCCACACAGUGCACAACUGCGACAGCAUCCGGCUGAACGCGGGGCGGCUGCCCUGGAAGACGACGAUCCGAUUGUGGAUGAGGAAGAAAUUGAUACCAAUUCAAACAAUUUGGGCGAACAAGCGCCCGAAAGCUCAAUGCCUCGAACGUAUCGUCCUCAGGAGUUGAAAAAAUGGCGCCCCGUGCCACAGGUGGGCGAGAACUACGGAAAACCCGGCGAGAUGGGCAAGCCAGUGAAAAUCCCUUCCAGCCAGCAGGAACUAAUGAAGGAAAAAUUCAAGGAAAAUCAAUUCAACCUCCUGGCCAGCGAUAUGAUCUGGCUGAAUCGAUCUCUAACGGACGUGCGGCAUCAUGACUGCAAAAAGAAGCACUACUCCGCCAAACUGCCAACAACCUCGAUAGUGAUAGUGUUCCACAACGAAGCAUGGAGCACGCUGCUGCGAACAAUCUGGAGUGUAAUUAAUCGCUCGCCCCGGCCCCUACUGAAGGAGAUCAUCCUGGUGGAUGAUGCUAGCGAGCGGGACCAUCUUGGCAAGCAGCUGGAGGACUACGUGCUGACGCUACCGGUGCACACGUACGUGCUGCGGACCGGCAAGCGCUCCGGACUGAUCCGAGCGAGACUGCUCGGAGCCAAACAUGUGAAGGGUCAAGUCAUAACUUUCCUAGAUGCCCACUGCGAGUGCACCGAAGGAUGGUUGGAGCCCCUGCUAUCCCGUAUCGUGCUAGACCGUAAGACGGUCGUCUGUCCCAUCAUCGAUGUGAUAUCGGACGAAACGUUCGAAUACGUAACGGCUUCCGACCAAACGUGGGGAGGCUUCAACUGGAAGCUCAAUUUCCGAUGGUACAGAGUGCCAGCCCGCGAGAUGCAGCGAAGGAACCACGAUCGGACGUCACCGCUCCGAACGCCUACCAUGGCCGGUGGACUGUUCUCAAUCGAUCGAGAUUAUUUCUACGAGAUUGGUUCGUAUGACGAAGGCAUGGACAUUUGGGGUGGUGAGAAUUUAGAGAUGUCCUUCAGGGUCUGGAUGUGCGGCGGAACGCUGGAAAUCGCACCCUGCUCACGAGUUGGUCACGUCUUCCGCAAAUCAACGCCGUACUCUUUCCCGGGUGGCACAUCGCAGAUUGUUAACAAAAAUAACGCCCGUUUGGCUGAAGUAUGGCUCGACGGCUGGAGUGAAUUUUACUACAAUAUUAACCCAGGUGCUCGUCGAGCUUCCGCAGGCGAUGUGAGCGAACGAAAAGCCCUCCGCGAGCGGCUGAAGUGCAAAAGCUUCCGCUGGUAUCUGGAAAACAUAUACCCCGAGAGCCAAAUGCCGCUGGAUUACUACUUCCUGGGCGAGAUUCGAAACGUGGAAACACAAAAUUGUCUCGACACGAUGGGACACAAGUCGAACGAGAAAAUUGGCAGCAGUUACUGUCACGGACAGGGCGGCAAUCAGGUGUUCGCCUACACCAAGCGGCAUCAGGUUAUGUCGGACGACAACUGUCUCGACGCGUCCAACGCGCUGGGACCAGUGAACUUGGUCCGGUGUCACGGGAUGGGUGGCAACCAGGAGUGGGUGUAUGACAAUGAGGACAAGACUAUCAAGCACGUCAACAGUGGCAACUGCCUGACGCGGCCGUCUCCCGAAGAUCCGUCUACGCCGCUGCUGCGGCCGUGCACUUUCUCCCGGGGCCAACAGUGGCUAAUGCAAUCCAAAUUCAAGUGGCAAGCGCAGCACGACAAUCGGAUCAGCGACGACAGAUAAAAUCGAACCCCCCCGGAAGCCAGCCAGCAGCAAUCAUCCCACAAUUCCAUCCCAGCCACAGCCCACAACUCGGGAAACAUGAUGAGGGGAAGCCAAGCCCGUCGGGAAGCGGUUAAGUAAUUGGACAACGGGAAGGUCUUGAGUGGUAGUAGUCGGAAAUGUAAUUCCCGAUAUACUUCCCGGCCUUAUAUGGAGAGCGUCAUCGCAAAAUCAUCGGUUUUAGUCGAUUUAUAUCUAUUGCUUAGAAGUAAGAGAAGUUAGACGUUUUUACUUGCACGUACGAGUCGUGUGUUUAAUAAAUUGGAGAAUUAAUAUUGCGAGAGUUAGCGGAAUGCGAAUGGAUGGUAAUCUAUGUGUGAGAGUGAACGAGUGAAGGGCACAAUAUCCGAGUAUGAUGAGCGUAUUUCGCUUGACGAGACAUGAAAAUAUGUGGAAAAUUAUAAGUUAAUUAAUUUAGCAGCAAAGCGUUUGUCCCAAAACGUACAUAGAUAGGAGAAGGUUUGCAUUGUACAUAUAAAUAUUUGCACAUUUUCUAUUCGCUGAAUGACUGAAUCGUGCAGAGAAAAGGAUGGUGAUAAAAUGGAGUGGAUGUUUUACCAAUCAGCACAAGCGAGAAUGUUCCUACUCACACACACACACACACACAAAGAAAAACGAAAGAGAUUUAUUACAUUCAAAUCUAGUGUUACAAUCCGACUGCCGAUUUCUCAACGAAGGUCGAUUCUUGCUUUAAGAAACGUCAACGUUUCUUGACGUUGGCAUUUCAUAGAAAUUAAAAUUUACCUAAAACGGUUCUCGGAGCAAAAGAGAAAUCAAUACAACAAAAAUUGCCGCAUAUCACGUAGAGAAUCAACUGACAAAUCUCUGCUCGAAGUUAGAUAUCGAUAUUGGUUUCGCAAAGUCGGUGUGAUCUAACUUUUGAAGCACUAAACUCAUGUAGAAUUCUGUUUUGUAUUGCGAGCAUUUGUUCGAGAUUAUCUGACUGUGGUGAUAACGCAAACAAGAGUUCGAAAACUUACGCGCAAAUAAUGGUAUUCCGGAAAAGAUUUUGAGUUUCAAACUGUGUGUAACAUUUAAAAAAAAAAGUGAUCACGGAAAAAAUAUUAACAUGUUGGAAACACGGACCAUUUACCAUUUAGGCGGAAAACAUUUCCCAAAAUUUUGAUGUGCGAAAAACACUAGAUUUGUGAAUCCCUUAGUUGUGUACGUUUGUUUCGUGGAGAAACGAGAACGACUAUCAGCCAGAAGAGCUGAACAAUCUGACAGAAGAUCGAAAUCAAGAUAUCAUUCAUUAGUAGUAACGAGACAGAAAAAAAACAUGAAAAUAUAUAGAUAUCUAAGAGAUAGUUCCCAAACAUAGUUGAAAUUUACAAACAGAAGAACGUGAUCAACCAAGGAAAUCUAUAUCAUCAGAUCUACACAGAGCUUAAUAAGUUUCAACACAGAGAAAAAGUUGUUAGAGUUUAGUUUCCUUUAAAGCUAGCAAAUCCAAUUCACUGAGCUUAGCAUUUAGUUUUAACCCGGUUGAUUUUAUUUCAGGUGGUGGUGUGCAAUUGUGCUUUUAAGCUAAUCUUAUUCGAUACUUUUCAAACGAAACACAACUCAUCUGCCGAGUGAGAGUGUUUGAGCGAGACAAAAGAAGAAAAAAAAUAUGGGUAAGCAACAGAACGAGAGGUUGUCCUAUAAUUUAGUAUGAGUAAUCGUUAUGAGCAAGGCUGUAAGUUAUUUUAGCGAAAACAUAACUAGGUAUAUACUAUUUUUUUUACAAAACAAAAAUACUUCCCUAACUACGAGAAAUUGUUAAAACGCACUUAACUGCAUCACAUGUUUUAUGGUUUACAGACACAAAUUUUCAUUACCUCAGUAUUAAACUACUUCCGUAACAAAAACAAACGAAACAAGCGAAUCUUCCGCGUUGCGCCGUGUUUUGAACAGAGCCACCACAAACUACUUCUUACAAACAUUCCUCCUCGGAAGGAUUCAAACAAACACCAUAAGUUCAAUACUUUUUGCCAGCGGAAGAAACCAGAUAUACGUUUCGACUUUCCAAGCACGAACCGAGCCAAUUUUAAAUUGCAGUACAUUACUAUCAUUACGGACCAAUUUUUUGUUUUGUUUUUGUGUUGAUUCAGUUGCACAUCCUAGGCAACGGAUUGAGAGCACUGUUUCUUUAACAGCACCAAUUGCGUGAGUUGUAACAAUGAGGAAUCAGAAUGAGAAGUCGCGAGAGAAGAUGUAAUUUCCGAUAGUAGAAUAAAAAUAAUGAAGUUUUUUUAUGAU